AUGCAGGGUCCUCAGAACCAUUUUGCGCACCUGGCUCCAGUGAGAAGGGAGAGGCGGUCGAUCUCCCGGUACUGCACUGGCAGGGUCCAGAAAAGGUUCUUGACAUCCCGCUGCCCUCCCCUUUGAACCAGUGGGGGUGAUCCCGGACACCACCCUGGUGGCUUUCAAGCCCCAUCAAGAAGACAUGGUUGUGCUGCAGAUGCCAGUGUGACCAGCGGCAACACACCUAAGAUGGCAGAUGCCACGAGUACCCUUAAUCCUGGUGCUGAGCUGCUAUCUAUUGACCAGCGCUUGAAGACCCUAUUUGACACCUUCUGGAGCAAGCUGCAAGGACAAGUCGAUCUCAUCUGCAAGUGUGGAAAUUCCUGCAAAGCAGUUCUCUUGCACCCUGUGUCGCACAGUGACUUCUCCUAUGAGCCGAACACACCUACUGUGGCAAAGACCGCAUCAGCACUCCACAAGGUGAGCAGUUAG
Molecule: messenger RNA, 474 nt
Organism: Pelobates cultripes (western spadefoot toad)
Lineage: Eukaryota; Metazoa; Chordata; Amphibia; Anura; Pelobatidae
Source: the annotation of a GenBank genome assembly